Molecule: messenger RNA, 3180 nt
Organism: Cryptomeria japonica (Japanese cedar)
Lineage: Eukaryota; Viridiplantae; Streptophyta; Pinopsida; Cupressales; Cupressaceae
Product: G-type lectin S-receptor-like serine/threonine-protein kinase At1g34300
Exons: 2
Coding region: 650-3106 (818 amino acids)
Biological process (GO): protein phosphorylation; recognition of pollen
Molecular function (GO): ATP binding; protein serine/threonine kinase activity
Source: RefSeq, a predicted model, not a curated record
UGUUGGUGGUUAAUUCCAACUUCAUCACUAUUUGUCUGACUACCGCUGACUGUGGAUCACUGCAACUUCAUUGUCCGACUACCGCUGACUGUGGAUCACUGCAACUUCAUCACUUUCAGUUCAUUACCGCAGACUAUGGAUCACUGAUCUCUGUGUUGCUCAGAUCCACUGUUUUCUGCCUGAAUUAAGGCUGCUGAUUUCAGUCUUCUCCGUAAUUGGAUUCUUCUACGGUGACCUUUUGCAUCAUAUUAUAUAUUGUAAUUCAGAAAGUAUUGCAACAGUUAAUAUCAAUACUUCUGUUUUUAUGCUUUGUUUUUUUUCUCUGUAUAAUCUGGAAAAGCUUUUUGUUUCUUUCUAGUUGAUCUAUGCUGCUGUAGCAGCAAAAUCUACAGUAUGAACAUAAAACUAGAAGAGGGUGUGCAUUUUUUCUUUUCACAAACAUAGUCCAAGUCAAUCUGAAGGUUGAAAGAUUUUCCGCCACGCGCUUCGAGUUUUGCCUUUUAUUGUAUACCUCUAUCCGGUCACCGUAAGCACCACGAAGACGACAGAGAAUCCCUCCGUAAAGCAUUUUUCUAUCUGUAACACCAAGGAUACUUACACAAAUGCUAGAGCUUCCUGUUUGCUUUCUCCUUAAAUUGUGCAACAUAUAAUGAGAUCUCUUUUAAGUUAUAAGUUUGCAAUUUUGAUGGUAUUCCUACUUAUGAUCACCAUGAAUGAAGCAGCAGGUCAAAUUUUAGAAAUUGGAUCUGCACUGCUGCCGGAUGACACAGCAAACAGAUCUUUUGUUAUAUCUGAGAACGGUACGUUUGCCUUUGGCUUUUACUCCACUUCUCCAAACACAUAUGCAGUGGGGAUCUGGUACAAUCAAAUAAAGGAUAAAUAUGUGGUUUGGAGGGCUACCAGUACCAGUAUUCCUGCGGGAUCAAACGCUUCACUACAGCUGGCUGAAAGCGGCGGCCUGCUUCUCAGGGACAAUUCUGGGGCUCUUGUAUGGACAACCAACACUACCGCCAAUUCUGUGACAUUCGGACAGAUUCUUGACACCGGGAAUUUUGUUCUAACAAACAACGCUUCUAACAUUGUAUGGUCUACUUUUGACAACCCGGCCGACACUCUUCUACCAGGCCAGAUUUUGACGGCGAAGGCAAGGCUCAGGAAUACCAGAAUACCCUCUCGCUAUUCUCUUGGCAUUCAAAACAUGGGCACAGAAUCUGUGCUGGCGCUGUUUUGGAAUGAGACCAAAAUCUACAAGAAUCUCACAGUGGGCUCUUCGAUAAACUCCACGGUGUUAGAUUCCACCGGUCGUUUUGCCGUUCGGAACGCGUCGGGGCAAACGAUUGCGUCCUGGUUGAGCUCUGAUUACACAGAUUCUUCUUCCUCAAUUCGAAGAAUCACAUUAGACGGUGACGGCAAUUUGAGGAUUCACAGGUGGGCUGCAGAUGCGGGCGAUUGGGCGGUCGGAUGGCAGGCAUUGGAAGACGAAUGCCGGGUGAACGGGUUGUGCGGAGAAUACGGGCUGUGCAAAUACAUUGAGGGGAAACGGACAUGCGUGUGCCCUCCUGGUUUUGUUCAGAGCAGUCAAGCAGAGAAUUGGACGAGCCAAGGCUGUAAAAGACUCGCUCCACUCGAUUGCCCUGCGCCGCAAGUCAUAUCGUUGGCAAACACAGUCUUCUUCUGGGACGGAACUGAUUUUAUCGUCGGAAACGCCACCAGCGAAUCUGAUUGCAUGGCAGCCGUACGGCAGACUCCGGCGAUGACGGCUGCGACGUUUCCCAACAAUGGCUCCGGGAUGUGCAUUCAAAAGCGGGUGUCUUUCGUUAGCGGCUACGAAUCGCCCUCAUCCCGUUCCGUUUCCUUCAUCAGAAUUUGUGGCGAGGCGGUUCAGCCAUUGGAACCUCCGGGGAGUAACGAAUUUGUUUGCUCGGCUUCCGAUCGCAGAGUUUUGCGAGGGUUUGUCUCUGCAUCGGCUUCUCUUAACUUGAUCUUGUUUAUUUCGCUUUUGGUAUGUUGGCGUCUUCUGUAUCAGCAGAGAAGAAAAGGCGUGGAUGUACAGCCUUAUCCUCUGCUUUUCAACUUUGCGGGCUCUCCUUUGAGCUUUUCGUUUCAGGCUUUGCAGGAAGCCACGGAUAACUUCAGUGUCAAACUUGGCAGCGGCGGUUUCGGUUCGGUUUAUAAAGGAGUCCUGGCGACCACAAAUAUGCCCGUGGCGGUCAAGAAACUGGAGGAUUUGGAAGAGUAUGAGCAAGGAGAUAAGGAAUUUAGCAGCGAAGUGGGUUUCAUGGGCAGGACGCAUCAUUUUAACCUCAUCCGUCUGUUAGGGUUUUGUAGCGAAGGAGCUCAUAGGCUGCUAGUUUAUGAGCUCAUGCCCUGCGGAUCUCUUGACAGGUAUAUAUUCAAGACCGGAGAAGAGCGGCCUCCAUUAAACUGGAAGACCAGGGUGAAUAUAGCGCUUGGAGCUGCAAAGGGGAUCGCUUAUUUACACGAGGAAUGCAGCGAGCCAAUUGCUCAUUGCGAUAUAAAGCCCCAAAAUAUCCUUCUCGACUCCAACUUUCAGCCCAAAGUCUCAGAUUUUGGGCUGUCGAAGAUUAUAGGGAGAAGUCGCCAUAUUCAAUAUCAGUCCAUUACACUGAGAGGCAGUCCAGGUUAUAUGGCUCCAGAAUGGCUGGCGGAUGUUCCCAUUACCUGUAAAGCCGAUGUUUUCAGUUUUGGGAUUCUUCUGCUGGAAAUUGUAGGUGGAAGAACUAAUGUUGAUCUGUUAAGCGUUGACGAGGACAAACGAGUGUACUCGGCGUGGGCAUAUGGAAUGGCAAAAGAGGGGAAAUAUGUUGAUGUUGUGGACGAAGAAAUAAGAGAUGGGAGUGAAAUUGAUGAGGUGCAGAGAUUGUUGCAGGUUGCAUUUUGGUGCAUCCAGGAAAACCCACAUCUGAGACCCACCAUGGGAAAGGUUGUCCGGAUGUUGGAGGGAACCUUUCCUUUGGAAGGCUUACCAUCGUCAAUUCAUACUCAAUGCUUCCCGCAUAUGUCAUCAGAAAUCUCUUCAUCGAGACAGCAAAUGAAUGAAAUCAGAGAGGUACAGGGGGUUUAUGUUGAAAGUUUGUCUGAAUAAGAUAAGCUGCUGUGUGUAUGUUGUAGCUUGAUGCAGAUUCUUAAUGGCAUCCAAGGGAUCGAUUUGAGGGUUUA